Molecule: messenger RNA, 903 nt
Organism: Colletotrichum truncatum
Lineage: Eukaryota; Fungi; Ascomycota; Sordariomycetes; Glomerellales; Glomerellaceae
Product: glutathione-dependent formaldehyde-activating gfa
Molecular function (GO): carbon-sulfur lyase activity
Source: RefSeq, a predicted model, not a curated record
AUGGGAACGAAGAAUGAACAGCCAGCCGACCAGGCACAGCAAGGCUUGCGUACGUACCGGGGCAAUUGCCACUGCGGCUCCUUCGUCUACGAGGUAGGCCUACCUGAGAUCAAAUCGGCAAUGGAAUGCAACUGUAGCAUCUGCAAAAAGAAAGGGUAUCUCUGGGUCUUCCCUGGCGAGGGCAGCAACUUCAAGAUUGUCAAUGGAACUUCCGAAACUCUCGCGCAGUAUACCUUCGGGCCUAAGAAACUUGCGCACAGAUUCUGUUCCACAUGCGCCACACCUGUCAUGGGCGAAUUUAUCGGAGGCGAUGGAAAAGCUUUUAACGUUCGUGCCAUACAAGGAGUCGAUGCGUGGGCACUGGAGAAACAACCAUACGACGGUGCUGCACUUGGCGACAAGUAUACAAUUCCCGAGCACAAGGGUCCCUUGCCUCCCAAUAUCGAUGGUCACAAGCAGUACACGGGUUCAUGUCACUGUGGCUCAGUCACGGUAGCCCUUGUGAACAAGCCGAUCGACGAAACAUGCGAUGACUUCAUGGCUGAAUGUAACUGCAGCAUUUGCGCAAGAAAUGGCUAUCGAUGGAUCUAUCCAAACAAGGAACGUGUGGUCCUUUUCGCAGCGGACCCGAAGAAUAUUGGUCGGUACAGCUUUGCACGCCACGUGCUCAACAAGACAUUCUGCAAGAUAUGUGGAGUGUGCAUGACGAACGAGUAUAACUAUUCCACGGACGAGGAACGCCAUGCUCUAGGUGCGAUUCCAGACGACGGAUUUGCCAACCGCAUGAAGACUGAGCACCCGGUGAACCUGCGCCUUUUCCCGGACGUUGACUUGAGCAAGUUGAAACCUCCAGCUUUGGGAGAUGCAGCCAACAAAGUUCCGCCAUUCUACAAGAACCCUUGA